This is a messenger RNA of Tympanuchus pallidicinctus (lesser prairie-chicken), 2197 nucleotides long. RefSeq names its product globoside alpha-1,3-N-acetylgalactosaminyltransferase 1 (FORS blood group) (gene GBGT1). Lineage: Eukaryota; Metazoa; Chordata; Aves; Galliformes; Phasianidae. Bases 853 to 2118 code for a protein of 421 amino acids. The record is from RefSeq and is a predicted model, not a curated record. Gene Ontology annotation, cellular component: vesicle; membrane; Golgi apparatus. Gene Ontology annotation, molecular function: globoside alpha-N-acetylgalactosaminyltransferase activity. The transcript is spliced from 6 exons. Gene Ontology annotation, biological process: carbohydrate metabolic process.
UCAGUCAAAUCUUGCUUGAGUGCUUGUGUUCUACCAAUAAAUAUCCUCUUCAACAUAAAAAGAAAUAAAAUUCCCAUGCUGCAUCUUUACUGGAGUGACUGGGGGAUGUAAUUAGUUCAUAUGUGCCUUUUCAGCUGUUGUAGUUUGGCCUGGUUUCUUCAAUAAAGGGGUGAAGGAAUGUUUUCCCAAGAUGAGAAAAACCGUGACAGUGAGCUAAAGGAAAAUCUAAAGCUUUGUUUACUAAAUAUAUUAGUUAUAUUAGCUACUAUAUUUGGUAUAUAGCUACUAUAUUUGGUAAACUAAUUUUUCUGUGGGUCCCCUUGCCCUGCAGUCAUGGAAACCAGGCCAAACUGUGACAAUUCUGGCACAUUGCCUGGGAUGCAAAUCCAGGCCUCAUGCGUAGCAGGCAAUAACUUUACCACUGAACAACCUCUACGUGAUUUGGAAUACUGAUGAAAAACCAUGAAAUCAUGGCAUCAGCCCAUUCCGUUCUAAGAAGAAUUAAAUCACAGCAUCCCAGCAGUUAGAAAGGUCCUCUGGGGAUCGAGUCCAACCCUCUAAGAACAAUGUUUUCCUUGUAGUGAUCAUCACUUUAUGAAGGCUAAAAGGAAGUUUUUAUUGAAUACAGGGUUGUUCUGUACUGCAUGCUAUGGAAUUGCUGACAUAUUGCUGGUUGUUGUCAUGGAUCUUGAUUCCCCUAUCCGAUCCAGUUUAAAGCCCUGGUGAUGAGCCCAGUCAGCUUGCUGUUACAUCCUUACUCCUCCCAGCCAGCCGUGGCCCAUCCAAUGUCAAUGUGCCCAUCUCUUGAAGGUGCAGCCAUGCCCACGGUGCACAAACCAUGAGUGUGACACCAUGACAACACUUGUGCCCAUGUCACUCCCAGCACAGCCCUCAGAGCUGUUGGUGGCUGUGUUGUUCCAAGUGCUGCUCUCUCUGCUGCCCAUAAUGGAAGAGAAUGCUCCGCCUCGCACGGAUGUUACGCAUUGCUCUGCUCGUGAACGCUGUCAUCUCUGUUGGCAGCAGAGCCAUUCCCACAGCUCCUGGCACCAAGCCUGCUGCUCUCAGCUCGCAUCAGAAAUUCCUCUAAUGAUUUCCAGAAAGGCGUUGGGAUCUUUAGUCUGCCUGUCUGCUGUAACCACAUUGAUCUGGGUCGCAGUUGGGAAUUGGAAAGUGCACUACCUCCCAUAUUACCUUCCCUGCCCUGGAAUCUUCUCCAAGGAACUCCUGUAUUUGGAAGAAAAGCCAGUCCAGCUUUUCCCACAAUUAUUUUAUCAGCAACCAAGAGUGCUGGCUCCAAAGCGUCAGGAUGUGCUAACAGUCACACCAUGGUUGGCCCCCAUCGUUUGGGAAGGCACCUUCAGCCCUGAGAUCCUGGACAGUGUCUACAUGCCAUUGAAUCUCACCAUAGGGGUGACAGCCUUUGCCAUUGGAAAAUACACGAGGUUUGUGGGCCGCUUCCUGGAGUCAGCAGAGAUGCACUUCAUGAAAGGCUAUCGAGUGAACUAUUACAUCUUCACUGACAACCCCGAGAUGAUCCCCAGCGUCCAGCUGCAACCUGGCCGAAGAUUUCAUGUUGUGCACGUCAAGAAAUACCCCAGCUGGCAAGAGAUCUCCAUGCGCAGGAUGGAGACUAUCAACCUACACAUAGCAGAGAGGAGCCAUCAGGAGGUGGACUACCUCUUCUGUCUGGAUAUUGACAUGGUGUUCCACAAUGCCUGGGGGGCUGAGACCCUCGGUGACAUUGUAGCAGCCAUACACCCUGGUUAUUUCAAUGUCCCUCGAAACCAGUUCCCAUAUGAGAGGAGGAGCUCUUCAGCAGCCUACAUCCCUGAGGGAGAAGGAGACUUCUACUAUGGAGGAGCUGUGUUUGGAGGGCUGGUCAAGAAGGUCUACGAGUUCACCAAGACUUGCCACAUGACCAUCCUGGCAGACAAAGCCAAUGGGAUCAUGGCAGCCUGGCAGGAAGAAAGCCAUCUCAACAGGCACUUUCUCUCCCAUAAACCCUCCAAGGUGCUCUCUCCAGAAUAUAUAUGGGAUGACAGGAAGCCAAAGCCCCCUGAAAUUUACCUCAUACGCUUUUCCACAGUAGAUAAGAACUACCAGGAGGUAAGAAAUUGACCUCCUGAUCCUCGCAGAGGGAUGUCCUCCAACCUGCUGAAUGUUAGCUCCCAGAGAAGGUAGUUUAUCUGGAGUUUAU